This is a messenger RNA of Coffea eugenioides, 3728 nucleotides long. Its product is annotated as protein DDB_G0276689-like. Bases 39 to 3194 code for a protein of 1051 amino acids. The transcript has 11 exons. The record is from RefSeq and is a predicted model, not a curated record. Lineage: Eukaryota; Viridiplantae; Streptophyta; Magnoliopsida; Gentianales; Rubiaceae.
GCAGAUGGGAGCUGGAUGCUGCAUUGGAUGUUCUCACCAUGUGCAACUGUCAUUUGCUAGACAGUGAUCCUGUUAAAAAGGAGGUUGUUCAAAUGAGAGGAGCUCUUCUGAGGUACAAUCGCAUACUUUGUGCCGAUGAUCACUAUAGCAGCUGGCAAGAGGUUGAGGCAGUGUGUAAGGAAGAUCCUGAAGGUCUUGCUCUUAGGCUAGCCGAGAAAGGAGCUGUAUCUCCUGCUUUAGAAGUGGCUGAAAGUGCAGCCCUUUCCAUUGAACUCCGGAGAGAAUUGCAGGGUCGUCAACUUGUGAAGCUUCUCACUGCAGAUCCUUUAAAUGGUGGAGGUCCAGCAGAAGCUUCUCGUUUCCUUUCUUCCCUACGUGACACUGAUGAUGCUCUUCCUGUUGCGAUGAGUGCAAUGCAGCUAUUGCCUAACCUUCGAUCAAAGCAGCUUCUUGUUCACUUUUUCCUGAAAAGAAGAGACAGCAACUUGUCAGAAGCUGAGGUUUCCCGGCUUAACUUAUGGGCAUUAGGGCUUCGUGUCUUGGCUGCCCUGCCAUUACCAUGGCAGCAACGAUGCUCUUCCCUGCAUGAGCACCCACAUCUUAUUCUGGAGGUUUUGCUGAUGAGGAAGCAACUGCAAUCUGCUUCGCUGAUACUCAAGGAGUUCCCUUCAUUGAGAGACAACAGUGUAGUCCUUGUAUAUGCUGCGAAAGCUAUUGCUGUUAGUAUCAGUUCUCCUUUCAGGGAGCAUAGAAUUUCAGUUUCAGGUCCAAGAGCAAAACAAAAGACGAGAACAGGGACGCCUACUCGGUCAUCCUUUACUAGCAGCCUAAGCAACUUUCAGAAAGAGGCUCGCAGAGCAUUUUCUUGGACCCCACGCCAUACUGGCGAUAAAACAGCUCCAAAGGACAGUCAUAGGAAGAGGAAGAUAUCUGGAUUAACACAUUCAGAAAGGGUAACAUGGGAAGCAAUGGCUGGCAUACAAGAAGAACGUGUAUCAUUAUACUCAGAUGGGCAAGAGAGGCUUUCUUCUGUUUCCAUCGCUGAGGAGUGGAUGCUGACAGGUGAUCCUAUUAAGGAUAAAGCUGUUCGUUUUUCCCAUCAUUACGAAAGUGCGCCUGAUAUCACUCUCUUUAAGGCAUUACUAUCAUUGUGUUCAGAUGAGAGUGUAGCAGGCAAAGGUGCUUUAGACUUGUGCAUUAAUCAAAUGCGGAAUGUGUUAAGCUCCCACCAGUUGCCUGAGAAUGCAUCUAUGGAAACUAUUGGCAGGGCAUAUCAUGCCACAGAAACAUUUGUGCAGGGUCUACUUUUUGCUAAAUCCCAGCUAAGAAAGCUCUCUGGGGGAGUUGACUUAUCGAGUAACUCAGAAAGAGUUAAGGAUACAGAUGAUGCAUCCUCAGAUGCUGGCAGCUCCAGUGUGGGUAGUCAGUCUACAGAUGAGCUGUCUGAAGUACUGAUGCAAGUAGAAACUUGGCUGGGACGUGCUGAAUUGCUUCAAAGCCUUUUGGGAUCUGGCAUAGCAGCCUCGCUUGAUGAUAUUGCUGAUAAAGAGUCUUCAUCACGUCUUAGGGAUCGACUCAUCACGGAGGAACGAUACAGCAUGGCAGUCUAUACUUGCAAGAAGUGCAAAAUUGAUGCUUUCCCAGUCUGGAAUUCCUGGGGCCAUGCUCUAAUCCGCAUGGAGCAUUAUGCCCAAGCCCGUGUGAAAUAUAAGCAAGCUCUUGCACUGCAUAAGGGUGAUCCUGCAGCUGUGGUUCUGGAGAUCAUUAACACAAUUGAAGGAGGUCCACCGGUUGACGUUUCAUCUGUUCGGUCAAUGUAUGAACAUUUGGCACGAAGUGCACCAGCGAUCUUAGAUGAUUCUCUUUCAGCUGAUUCCUAUCUCAAUGUCUUGUACAUGCCAUCAACAUUUCCACGUUCAGAGAGAUCUAGGCGAUCACAAGAAGCUGCAAAUGAUAGUUCAACAAACAACUUGGACCUUGAAGAUGGGCCUCGUAGUAAUCUUGACAGUAUUAGAUACCUUGAAUGUGUUAACUACUUGCAGGAAUAUGGCCACCAACAUUUGCUUGGUUUCAUGUUUAAGCAUGGCCAUUACAAGGAUGCUUGCUGCUUGUUUUUCCCUUUGAAUUCUGUUCCUUCACCACCACAGCCAUCCUCACUUGGAAUUGUUACAUCUUCUUCUUCCCCUCAAAGACCAGAUGUUUUGGCCACUGAUUAUGGGACCCUUGAUGAUUUAUGUGGUUUUUGCAUUGGAUUUAAUGCCAUGCCUGUUUUGGAGGAAAUAAUAUCGACGAGAGUUUCUACUGCUGCAUCACAAGAUGACUCAGUGAAACAGCACACUGCUGCAGCACUUGCCCGUAUUUGUCUUUACUGUGAAACUCAUAAACAUUUUAAUUAUCUUUACAAGUUUCAGGUGAUCAAGAAGGAUCAUGUGGCUGCUGGUCUUUGUUGUAUUCAGUUGUUUAUGAACUCCUCCUCACAAGAGGAAGCUAUAAAGCACUUGGAACAUGCCAAGAUGCACUUUGAUGAAGGGUUAUCAGCUAGAUACAAAUCAGUUGAUUCUACUAAAGUUGUUACCAAGGGGAUUCGAGGCAAAAGUGCUUCUGAGAAGCUCUCUGAAGAGGGGCUUGUCAAGUUUUCUGCUCGGGUUGCAAUUCAGGUCGAUGUAGUCAGAUGCUUCAAUGCAGAGGGACCGCAAUGGAAGUACUCUCUUUUCGGGAAUCCAAAUGAUACCGAAACUUUUAGGAGAAGGUCUGAAAUUGCAGAGUCUCUGGCUGAGAAGAAUUUUGACUUGGCUUUUCAGGUGAUUUAUGAGGUUAAUCUUCCAGCUGUGGACAUAUACGCUGCCGUUGCUGCUUCACUUGCAGAGAGGAAGAAGGGAGGUCAAUUAACGGAAUUCUUCAGAAACAUUAAAGGUACAAUAGAUGAUGACGAUUGGGAUCAGGUGUUAGGGGCUGCAAUAAAUGUGUACGCUAACAGACACAAAGAGCGUCCUGAUCGACUCAUUGACAUGUUGACUAGCAGCCACAGAAAGGUGCUAGCGUGCGUGGUUUGUGGGAGGCUUAAAAGUGCCUUCCAGAUUGCCUCUAAGAGCGGGAGUGUAGCAGAUGUUCAAUAUGUAGCACAUCAGGCAUUACAUGCAAAUGCACUUCCUGUGCUUGAUAUGUGCAAGCAAUGGUUGGCUCGGUACAUGUGAUUGAAUACUUUUCAUGGUAAAAAGUUACAGGGGUAAAGUGCCAUCUGGUAUGCCACUCAGCAGGGUAGAGAUUGAGUUCAAUGAUAUUAAAUAUUCAUCGUAAAAAUGCAGAGAUGGAUAAUUGGGCAUUUGGUGUCAUUGUUUAUUUGGUAAAUUGCCUCUCACGCUACAUUCAGUACCCUAGGAGGACGCAAAAUUUUUUGUCAAAGCAAAGAUUUGAACAACAGGGUUGAUCCAUGGAGUUUCUCAAAUGAGAUUUGAUGCAAAUCAGUACAGGGAUCAGUUUGUUUCUCCAGGGAUACGUGUCCCAUUUUUUGUUAUGUUGUACAGUAGGAAGAGCAAUGCAUAUGAGCUGUGCACAUAAAGAUAGUAGUAGUAGCAUUCAGGAACGGGGUUCCUUUUUUUACCUCUCCCCUCAUUUUGUCAGGAGUUGAUUUCAUUUUUUGACUGAAAAAUAGUUUUGUUCACAGAGAUAACAUCACAUGUUCGUUCGUUGUAGUUUUCUAGCAGGUGAUCAAUUUGGUGAUUUGGAUA